UCGAACUCCCGACCUCGUGAUCUACCUGCCUCAGGCUCCCAAAGUGCUGGGAUUACAGGUGUGAGCCCCUGCGCCUGGCCUCCCUCAAGGAAGAUUUCAAGUAAAGUGGAUGCCAGACUUUUAGCAGGGACAGAGACCACAGACCAGCCUAGAGACACCUGUCCCUUGGAGCUGGGACCUUGCCCUUCUGGGCCUCAAAGGGUUAACACCCCUGGCUCUCCUCCCCUCCCCUCCCCUCCCCUGGGCCUUUGACCCCUCCCAGCCUCUCUCCUUCCCUCCACUGACACCUUUGCCCAGUGACGUAGGUCUGUCCCUGCGCAGACCUGGCCGUUCCGGGGCUGCCAUGUUCUCCCUGCCAUCCCUCCCCUCCUGGCUCCCCGGCCUCCCCUCCCUCGAGUGGGGUUCUAGCCUCCUCCACUCCCUCCUGCAAGGUGAGCACCUCGCCCCAUUCCUGCCUUGGCCCCGCCCCCUUCCAGCUCUUUGCAGUGCAGGGUGGACCCCACCCACCUGGUCUCCCGCCACCCCUGACCCUUGGCCGCCCCCUCCUCUGACCCUACCAACCAAGCCUGCCCUCCUAACACCCCUGCAUGCUGCCUCGCUGCCUUGCUGCCUCCCUCCUGCCCCCUCAGGCCUGAUCGGGGCCCUUGGAGUCUUGGUCCUGAAUAGCCUCCUGAAAGUUUACUUCUUCGUGGGCUGUGCCAAUGACCCGCAGCGGUGGCCCGAAAAGGAGCGGCUUCGGGCCCAGUGGGCCUCACUGGAAACAGUGCACCUGGCAGGGCUGGCCCUGUUUCUGACGGUCGUGGGGUCCCGGGUGGCUGCCCUCGUGGUGCUUGAGUUCUCCCUCCGGGCUGUGUCCACGCUGCUGUCACUGGACAAGGGCUCCCAGGGUGCUGCCGAGAGGCUGCAGCUUUACCUGCUGUGCCAGUACUCACUGGGCUGCGGGCUGACCUGCGGCCUGAGCUUCCUGCAGGAGGGCGCCCCUCACCGCACGCUGAACCUGCUGCUGAGCCUCGGGCUGGCCAUGCUGCUGGGUCUGGGUGCCCGGCGCCUCCGCCGCCACGUCUGCCGCCUCUACGAGCUGCACAGCAGCCAGCACUACUGUGGGGUGUGCCUGGGCCUGCUGGCCGGUGCGCACGGCCUCCCCCAGCUGCUGGGCCGCGCCCUGGCCGUGGCCUUUGCCGUGGGUGACCUGGCAGCUGUGGCCCUCAUCAACCAGGACUUCCUGACCACCUCGGAGGCCGUGCGGUUCUGGACACCGCUCACCAUCUGCUACACGCUGCUGGUCAUCUACAUGCAGGAGGAGCAGCGGCAGCACCCCGGCCUGCAGAGCAAAGUGCAGACGGUGCUGGUGCGCAUGGGCGGCCUCUUCGUGCUGCUGCUGACCGUGGGCCGCUGGCUGGACCUGCUGGGCAUCUUUGUCUCCCUGCUGGGCGAGCUCUGGUGUCUGGUGGGCGUCCGCACCCUGCUUGACCUCUGCCAGAUACAGGUGGGCACCCCCAUCCAACGUGUCCCGCAGACAAUCUCUGCUUCAAACAGCCCAGGAGCCUUAAGAGGCUCAAGUUUAAGAAGAGCCAGCUGGGCACGGUCGCUCACACAUGUAAUCCCAAAUACUCAGGAGGUUGAGGCCUAAGAAUCACUUGAACCCAGGAGGCAGAGGUUGCAGUGAGCCAAGAUCGUGCCACUGCACUCCAGCCCGGACAACAGAGUGAGACUCUGUCUCCAAAAAAAAAGACAGAGCCAGGGUGAGCUCUGUUGGGGGUCAGGGGCAGAAGGAGCUGGAAUCACCUCUCCCACCCUCUGUCAUCAGGCCAGGGCUAUCCUCUAGGUCACUAGCACCCCCUACCCUGUCCACAGCCCUCUCCAGCAGCAACCCAGAGGCCCAAGUGGGAGAAAGUGCCCGGGUCACUAGAGGCCCAAGGCCCCCAGGGGGAUGGUGAAUGGUGGUGUCAUUCUCAAUGCCUUUCCUCAGGAUUUUCCAUCCCAGAGGCCUCCAGUGUCAACACCAAGCCAGCCCCUGCCCUCGGCACCCCAGUCCCAGAGUUCGGUCCCCUCCUGACCUGCCUCAGGGAGGAUCUGGAGUCUGUCUCAAGCCCACCAGCCUGACCUUCGAGGCCUUGACCCCAGGGCGAUGCCUGGAGGCAGAGUGGCAGGGCUGGCCCCCUGCCCAGAGCUCAACACAGGCCCUAGGAACCCCAAGAAGGGAAGGCAGGAUUUGGCGAUGGGAGCCUCUGUAGAGGGGACACCUAGGGGCCCCUGGUUGAACCCUCUUUUUCUCAGGGUGGGCAAUGAUGCAGCCCCUCAGACCUGCCUUCCUGGGCAGGGGUGGGGGGUGCAUCCUCAGGAGGGCUCCCCCUUUACUGGUCUGCCUUCCCUUUUCCAUGGACAAUAAAGACAAUGACUUUAUCCACCUGUGCUUAGAAUCACAAACACACAGAGGCCAGGCAUGGUGGCUCAUGCCUGUAAUCCCAAUACUUUAGGAGGCUAAGGCCGGCGGAUCACCUAAG
Molecule: messenger RNA, 2504 nt
Organism: Chlorocebus sabaeus (green monkey)
Lineage: Eukaryota; Metazoa; Chordata; Mammalia; Primates; Cercopithecidae
Gene: TMEM82
Product: transmembrane protein 82
Source: RefSeq, a predicted model, not a curated record